Trichophyton rubrum CBS 118892 is the source of this 1167-nucleotide messenger RNA. RefSeq lists its product as uncharacterized. Bases 1 to 1167 code for a protein of 388 amino acids. The transcript is spliced from 2 exons. The record is from RefSeq and is a predicted model, not a curated record. Lineage: Eukaryota; Fungi; Ascomycota; Eurotiomycetes; Onygenales; Arthrodermataceae. Gene Ontology annotation, cellular component: nucleus.
AUGCUAAGUGUUCCUUUACGUUUUUUGGUACAUUCUAAUGAUCUCUUAGACGUAAUUGAGAGCCGGACAAGGGGCAUGCUCAGUAUUUCAACAGCCAAAGCAGAACGUCAACGGCAACUAGAACUUCUUAAACGCCGGCGUGCUGGAGAUAAAUCAAAAACAACAGACAGAAAUGAAAAAAAUUCCAACGAUAACAAUCCCGAUAGCCCAUAUGAAUCGGAAGAUAAUGAGGACUCCGAAGACACUACCUCAUCGGAAGAUUCACAAAUGGACGCCGAUAGUGACGUUGAACCUGCCCUUCCCGAGGAUCUCGAUCAAUACGAUGCUGAUUUUGUUUUGGAGGAUGACGAAGGUGAAUUGGGUGUCCCAGCUGACGAGGUUGAGGUUCCAUUUGAAUUUACUAGGCAUCGAUACAAAAGGCUGAAGGAUCAUUUUAGGGAUGUUGUUGAAUGGAUGGUGCACAACAAAAUAAACCCAGCCUUUCGUCGAGAUGAUGCCGUUUAUGAAAUGGCAUUUAGAAAGGUGAAGGAUGAAGUGACGGGUUUGGCUGGCUCUCAGUUUGUAUCGUCAGUCUGGAAUAAGGGAUUUAUAGGUUCACUUAAAGCAAGGCCGCGGAUUGUGGUCCUCCCUUAUCCAAUUACAGAGGGUCAUCCAUGUGAUGCAUGCAAUAGGUCAAAACACCCGGCAUCCUAUGAUAUCCGAUUUGACGGGCCUCCAUACAGUCAGGAGACACUGGAAUCUAUUGUUGAAGAUGAUAGCAGUGAAGACCAGGCCUCCGAUAGUACGGAGCGUGAAAACGUCGACUGCGAGGGAAACACGAUACCCAACGAGAACACACACUUUUAUCUUGGAAGACACUGCAAAUUAAAAGCAUCCAUGGCUCAUACUCUAAUUCAUUGGCGCUACCACCUCAAUGAAUGGGUUGUUGGCUACUUGGAGAGAAUGGGUAUUCUUGAGAGUAGUGAAAUCCUACAAAGAGAGCAUUGGAGUCAGAAAAAGCGGACAAAAUAUGCCAAUGAGGUUGUCGAUGCUAUGGUGGAGGCGGGAGAGGUCGACCGGCUCUGGAGGGACUUCAACCUCAACUUGAAGACUGCACGAGCUUCAACCGUAGGCUACUCCCAUUUCCCCUGCUCUUCCGCGCUCUUAAUUACGCUGACUCCCGUAUAG